This is a messenger RNA of Paramecium sonneborni, 328 nucleotides long. NCBI's taxonomy places the organism in Eukaryota, Ciliophora, Oligohymenophorea, Peniculida, Parameciidae. The record is from the annotation of a GenBank genome assembly.
CUACUUUUAAAAAAUAAAUAUAGCCAAUUUUACUAUAUUUAGAUACUCUGACCUUGCAUCCAGACUUUAUUUAUACAGUAGAUGGUAGAUAACAUCAAAAUUGUAAGGAUUGCAAUAGGGCAAUAGUUUUUGAUGGAAGAUCAAGUAACAAAAUUAAAGAACAGCUAAGAAAUCUGUAAUAAGAAUAGGAGAGCGAACUAACAUGGAGAAGAGAUGAAGGAGAUUUCAGAGAAAAAAUAUUAAAGAAAGGUAAAUUUUGAGAAAGUAUAGAAUAAAAAAACUACAGGAUUAGGUAGAAUAGGAAAAAGGAAAGGCGACAAAGAUUGAA